AUGUCAAAGAGUCCAAGUCGGAGACAAACUCGAGCUGCAAGGAGAACUCAAUAUGCUGAUUGUGUCGAAGACGGUAGUAAUGGAGGACUUUUAGCUUUAGAGAUGAGAUUGAAUCGUUUGGAAGAAAGACUAAAUCGUGAUCAGAUUCGUUUUGAAGAAGAUGAUGACAUAUUAGACGAUGUGAGACCCCGAGAUGGCCGUCGCGGACCGAAACGACCACGCACCAUUCUUACAUCUGCUCAGAGACGACAAUUUAAGGCCUCCUUCGAGUUAUCACCAAAACCAUGUAGAAAAGUUCGUGAAGCACUUGCAAAAGAUACGGGAUUGAGUGUACGUGUAGUUCAAGUGUGGUUUCAGAACCAACGAGCAAAAAUGAAAAAGCUCCAACGGAAAGCGAAAUCAGACACAAACUCAGAAAAAGAUACAAAAGAUGACAGAAGAGCUGAUAGCCCUCAUAGCGACCACGGUCAUUAUUUGAAUGGAUUGUCUGGAAGAGAUGGAGAGUCUUCUGGCUUUUCAACGGGCUCUCGACCAUUAAAUCCCAAUAAUCCAUAUUCACCUGAUGAUACUUAUCCAGUGAAUUCCGGUGAUAGUUUUUGUAGUAGUGAUAUAUCGUUGGAUGGUACUGAAGUUGCUUUCGAGAUGGGUGAGAAUGAAAAUCCUACGGGUACAGAAAAUAUUCCGCAAGCUUCUGUUCACUCUGGUCAUAUUGGAUCAUCAAACGAAUUGUCAGUAAUCGCUCAAAACUCUCAUCACACUGUCAACAAUCCGAUCGAUAAGCUUUUCAUGAUGCAGAAUAGUUAUUUUAGUAACGAUCAUUUAUAAUAUCAGUAUUUAUCUUGUUAUUCUGACGUGGAUAUAUUUAGUUUAUCAGUUUUCUUUCACAUACAUAUAUUUGUAAAUGAGUACUUUAUAAUAAAACAUCUUGUCUAUUAUAAAAUUUAAU
Chelonus insularis is the source of this 946-nucleotide messenger RNA. Its product is annotated as LIM homeobox transcription factor 1-alpha-like. Gene Ontology annotation, cellular component: nucleus. The transcript is spliced from 4 exons. The record is from RefSeq and is a predicted model, not a curated record. Gene Ontology annotation, biological process: neuron differentiation; regulation of transcription by RNA polymerase II. Bases 1 to 825 code for a protein of 274 amino acids. Gene Ontology annotation, molecular function: RNA polymerase II transcription regulatory region sequence-specific DNA binding; DNA-binding transcription factor activity, RNA polymerase II-specific. Lineage: Eukaryota; Metazoa; Arthropoda; Insecta; Hymenoptera; Braconidae.